ACACAUGCAACAAGAGACAACUCCUCCGUCCUCUAUCUUAGGUUGUUGCCUUGCCUUGCUACCACUGCUGCUGCUACAAGUAGGAGCUGUAGAGUGGCGAGUGAGAGAGGGAUACCAUAUUAAUUGCACUAGCCUAGCUGCUCCUGCCGCUGCUCCACUUUCACUGGAGAAGAAGAAGCAAGAGGCCGGAGGAGGGAGGAGCUCGCUGCCUCAGGGGCUCAUUACUCAUUGCCGCAGUUAUUGCUACCCCUGUUUGCAUGCCCUGCCCUCCUCCAAUGGAGAGGAUGCAGCUGCAAGGCCCCAUCAUCACCUCCCUGUGCUGGGCGGACGCGGCGGUGGCGGGUACUGCGAGCGCCGCGCAGGUGCCGUUCCUGGCGCUGCUCCAGGGCGCCAUGGGGGACGGCGGAGCGGGGAUGAAGCGGGAGUACAGCGCCUUCGAGUGCCGACCGGCUGCGUCGGACGUCGACCUGCUCGAGAGCUGCGUCACCCAGGCAAUGGCGGCGCCCCAGGUGGCCGAUACGCCGGCGGCGACGACAAGGGUUCACGCGGAGAGGCGGAGGAAGCGGCCGAGGGCGCGCCCGCGCGCCACGCCGCCGCCGGAGAAGCGCAAGAAGCCCGAGGAGGCCGAGUGCCAGCGGAUGACGCACAUCGCCGUCGAGCGAAACCGCCGCCGCCUCAUGAACGACCACCUCGCCUCCCUCCGCGCCCUCAUCCCCUCCGACUACAUCCCACGAAGUGACCAAGCGACGGUGGUGGGCGGAGCGAUCGACUACGUGAAGCAGCUGGAGCAGCAGCUGGUGGCGCUGCAGGCGUUGGCGGCGGCGCAGCGAGGCGGGGGAGGCGUCACGGUGGGGACGGCGGCCUCGGCCGCGUCGGACGGCGUGUUCGUGUCGCCGCAGUACACGAGCUACUCCGAGUCCCGCGGCAUCGGCGGGGGCGUGGACGUGGAGGCGAUGGCCGCGGUGGGCGGCCACGUGCGGGUGCGCGUCGCGGGGAGGAGGUGGCCGGGGCGGCUCGUGCGCGCCGUCGCCGCCAUGGAGGACCUCAGGCUCGCCGUGCUGCACCUCGCGGUCACAUCCGUCGGGAACGACGCCGUCGUCUACUGCUUCAAUCUUAAGAUCGAGGACGGGUGCGAGGUAGCGACGGCUGACGAGGUGGCGACGGUGGUGCACCAGAUCUUCGCCUACGCCGCCGGCGCGUGCUGCUGACGCCGACCGGUGACGGCGACGGCGAGGACAAGGAACGACGACGUGUAAAACUUGUUACGUAGUUUAACCCAGCAGAGCAACUGGACGAGCAGGUGGCGUACGUGCGUACCGGCGACGAUAAGUCAAACAUGGCAGGCAGGGGUUGCGCGCACAACGUGGCCACGGCGGACGGCGACGCCGCGCGCGCAGCUAGCGUGGGGCCGCGAGCACAUCACUGGUCCAGCCAAGGCCAGCCAGCCCGGCAGCCGAGGGGAGGCUGGCUCGCCGCUACUGACGAGACCCCUGUAAGCAUGGCAGCUGUUUCGCCCGGCCGCGACAACCGGAGGAGCAACAGUGCAACGUACGGCGGCGCAGACGGCAGAGCCCUUUUUCUCGCCAUCUUUUCUUUCCCCUCUUCUUCGUUUCUCGAGCUCUGCGUCGCAGCGACAAGGUGAUGGGGCGAGUGAGUGAGCGUGAGAGAUGGUCGAUGUCUGUCUGUCGAUCCUUGUACGCCGAGCAGUUCCAUCCAUCCCUGUAAUCUGAGCUUGCUGCUAAUCGAUCUGAUCUUUGCUGUA
Molecule: messenger RNA, 1762 nt
Organism: Lolium perenne
Lineage: Eukaryota; Viridiplantae; Streptophyta; Magnoliopsida; Poales; Poaceae
Product: transcription factor bHLH57
Biological process (GO): guard cell differentiation; positive regulation of DNA-templated transcription; stomatal complex development
Cellular component (GO): nucleus
Molecular function (GO): DNA-binding transcription factor activity; protein dimerization activity
Source: RefSeq, a predicted model, not a curated record